CCGUCAAUUUGUAAUGGAAUUUCAAUCAACUUAACAUCAUUGUCUGACAGUCAAAUUGAAUUCGAGUUUACAGACAAUUUACUGUUAACUUAAAGGUAACAUUUUCCUUUAAGCUCGUUUUAUAAUACAGUAGUAACUCUCUUUUCGGGAAUCUGGCUAUCCGGACUUGACUUGACCAUGGAAUACACUUUGAGUGUCACUGCUUCAUAGUUCUGGAAACAGCUGAUUUGUUUAAUCAUUGAUCACUGUUAUGACCACAUGUUGGUGAUACUAAACAUGUUUGCUUAAUGAAAUAUCUUAUAAUUCUUGAGAAUUUUUCGCUCUCGUAAAGUUUUUAUUAACACAUUACGUGAUAGUUAAAAUAAGACUUUAAUGGAAUUUAACAAUUCGAGUCAUUAUAAUUUUUUGUAAAUCAUCAAAUUUUUUAAGUGAAAAAUAAGAUGGCUGACCGUGAUAGUGCAUCCGAAAGCGACUCAAGUUCUAUAGACGGAGGGCCAAUUAUGAUGCCUCCGUCACCGAUAACUCGGGAGCAAUUGCAAAAGCGUAUAGAAUCUCUCCAACAGCAUAACCGAGUAUUGAAAGUUGAACUUGAAACUUAUAAACUUCGAGUGAAGGCUCUUCAAGAAGAAAAUCGUGGACUCCGACAGGCUUCAGUGAUCAUUCAAGCCAAAGCAGAACAAGAAGAAGAAUUCAUCAGUAAUACUUUAUUAAAAAAAAUUCAAGCUUUAAAAAAAGAAAAAGAAACAUUAGCUCAUCAUUAUGAGCAAGAGGAAGAAUGCCUAACUAAUGAUUUAUCAAGGAAAUUGAAUCAGCUAAGACAAGAAAAAUGUAAAUUAGAGCAAACUCUAGAGCAAGAGCAAGAGUGUUUAGUGAAUAAGUUGAUGCGAAAAAUUGAAAAAUUAGAAGCUGAAACUUUGGCAAAACAAAGUAAUUUGGAACAGUUACGUAGAGAAAAAGUUGAAUUGGAAAAUACUUUAGAACAAGAACAAGAAGCAUUAGUGAAUAAGCUAUGGAAAAGAAUGGAUAAAUUAGAAGCUGAGAAAAGAAUGCUUCAAAUAAAGUUAGAUCAACCAGUUUCUGAUCCAACUUCUCCAAGGGAAAUAAGCAAUGGUGAUGCUGCAACAAAUCUUAGUACACACAUUCAAACUCUUAGAAGUGAAGUCGCAAGAUUGAGACACACUCUCUUAAUGUCACAACAAGAACACACCGAAAAAAUGCAGCGCUAUGUCAAUGAAGAAAAACAUAUAAAAGAAGAAAAUUUGAGACUGCAGCGGAAAUUACAGUUGGAAGUCGAACGUCGGGAAGCUCUUUGUAGACAUUUGUCAGAAUCUGAAUCCAGUUUAGAAAUGGAAGAAGAACGUCAUUAUAAUGAGAUUGUUAUGUCAGGCAGCAACAUAAGGAACCGAACAGUAUCAAGUCCAAUACCACACAAUCCGUCGCCAAGCUCAUCUAGACCUCUGAGCCCUGGAAUCAAUAUAGUUGGCUCUACCACACGUGACAGCUUUACAUCUAAUCGCUGUUUUGCAUGCGGCCAACCAAUAGUACUUCCAUUUUCCAGCUCUCCACCAUCAAGUAUUGGGCAUAUAGCUCCUUCUUCAAACAGACGUACUUCUGACAGAUUUAUUAAACCUGCAAUUCCACCAACUAUAAUUAGUUCUGGUGGACCUCAAUCGUCGUUACCUAUUACUAAUACAUCUGCUGGCUGCCCAAUGGAUAUAGCUAAAACAUGAAGUGAUGAUAAAAAUGUUCAGAUAAAUUAACUUUUUAAUAGCCAACAAACAAAUACAAAAUAUUAUCGUCAUUGACAAACUGAAAACAUGAAGGCUCAUGUUUAAAAAAUCAUUAAUUCAUAAUUUGUUCAAUAGACUUUUAUACCACUGUAAAUCUUGGUGAAAUAUGUUAUUUGUAUGUUUUCUCAAAUUUUUGGAACGUUCUUGUGCUUUUUUAUACAGUUGUAAUUUUAGUAUAUCCAAACAAACAGACAAUAUACUUGCAUUGAUGCAAAUUCUGCUAUUGGUGAUAAUAGUAACAAUUCAUAUUACUCUAUCGCAAAAUGAAUUUCAAACUUUUAUAUUAAUUUAAUUAAUCUUGGUUUGGAUGUUUUGUUUUAGUUGAUAAAUUUCUAUAGAAAUGUAUUCGAAUUAUUUUUUUUAGGUUACGAAUUUUUUGAAAAAAAAUGUUAGCAAUCGUAGAAUGAUUUUAAAAAAAUGUUACUAUUAAUAUAUGUCAUACAAUAUCAAUAAAAAGUACCUAUAAAACUUACACUUCCAAAAGUAUC
Messenger RNA from Microplitis demolitor, 2278 nucleotides. Its product is annotated as coiled-coil domain-containing protein 6. The transcript has 2 exons. Bases 441 to 1730 code for a protein of 429 amino acids. Lineage: Eukaryota; Metazoa; Arthropoda; Insecta; Hymenoptera; Braconidae. The record is from RefSeq and is a predicted model, not a curated record.